Messenger RNA from Erinaceus europaeus (western European hedgehog), 1483 nucleotides. RefSeq names its product Protein FAM169B (gene FAM169B). The record is from RefSeq and is a predicted model, not a curated record. Lineage: Eukaryota; Metazoa; Chordata; Mammalia; Eulipotyphla; Erinaceidae. Bases 293 to 1000 code for a protein of 235 amino acids. The transcript is spliced from 5 exons.
CAGGAAUGAACCUGGGAGCUUCAGGCUUGCAAGUCUCCUGCUCCACCAGCUGAGCUACUUAACCCUGACUGCACUCCUGAUUUUUAGCCAAAAGAUUUGACCUGCCAGCUCUGACCUCCAUUUGCAGUUGACAAUGGCAACAGGCUGUUAAUACUUUCCUCUGGUGGCCGGCCUGCACUGUACUUGUCACUCUCUCUGGGCUUUCUCCACAGUUGUGGCGGUUUACCUGAAGGAGAAGUGGUGGACCACGGAAGAUGUGCUCAGAACCUCUGACCCUGCCCGAGGAGGUCUAAUGAAGGUUCAGUCAUUUGGAGAAAGGAUCGUGCUUUUUCUUCUGAACGUCGUUAUUUUUGGAAGGCUGGAGAGAGAUCUGGACAAUGAUGGCAUGUUUUUCUUACCUCACUCUGGGAAGGAGCACGCUAAGAUCCUGUGGCAAGAUGGAGCAGCUGUGGGCUUUUACACCAGCAAAAUGAAAGGCAGCCUGUGUGGUGAUGGCACAGGGGUAUGCUACCUGCUGCCGGUCUUAGACACCGUGUUUGUCAGGCGGAGACAUCGUCGUCAGGGCUUGGGCCUGGCCAUGCUGCGGGACUUCUGUGAGACUUUCCCUGAAGAGGAGGCCCUGGGCGUCAGCUGCCCCAUCUCUCUAGCCAUGAUCCAAGUCUGCAGCAAGUUCCUGUCUGCCCAUCCAGAGGAGAGGGGGCGCCUGUGGGAGGUGGAGCCCCCUGGAGCCUGGGGUCAGCGGAUCAACAUCUGGUUGAAGAUUCAGCUUCAGCGGGGCCGACCUACAGACCGUCUACUGCCGAAGUCCCAGCUGAUGAAUACAUUGGACAUUUACUGCAACUACACGACCUGUUGCCCAGAUGUUUGGGACUCUGUGCUCCACAAGUGCCCAGCUGCUAAGGUCCCCUUUCCACAAGCACUGGUCUGCAGUGACCUGUUGGUUUCAGAACAGCCUCUGUCUUCACUUGAGGUCACAACCCCAGGAAGAGGGAAAGGAUGACGGGGGCCAUCGGGCUCAGGUUGGAGCUAAAGAGAGACAAGAGCUGAAUGAAGGACACAUUUCAGACCAUGGGAGAAUGACGCUGCCUGCCGGUCUCUCGCUCCCCACUGAGCGCCGCGGUAACUGGACUGUAGCUUUUUCCAAAGUUUAUGGAGUCCUGGAGCGACUUAUUACUGAACUGGUCAAUUAAUCUAUUUUUGUGUGCUUUUAUUUAUUUAUUUAUUUUGUCUUUAAUGAGUUCAGGGAUUUCCUUUAGCAGCAAAUCACCAGGCAGCCUGACUAAAUGCCCAGAGCUCAGGGACUAGCUGGCUUCUACUUCUGGGAAAUUCUCUUUGACAAAGAUAGGAGGAAGCGGACAACCCUCUCUGCUACAAGUGGCAAAUUGGGACUGAUCUGAAAAACAGAGGGGAGGGUAUCUCCUGUCAGAGGUGGGCAUCAGGGGUGGGGUGGGGAACCCCCAGGAAGCCGAUUUCUCUAGUUUAG